UUUCAUAGAUGCUCGUAACUGUUUAUGAAGUUGUUCCUGGUUGUUGUAUAAAAUAUUGUAUUAUAUAGAUAGGUCUUGUUUAGUUUGUUUUAUUUUUAUUUUCAUCUAAUACAAUUAGUAAUAUAAUUUACCAUAAUGGAGGUAAUUGAGGAUGGAAAUAUUAUGGAUAGGAUUCCUAUUCUGCUACAAAGGGAUUUGGAGUACUACCAGAUAAACCAAACAGUUCUGUCAGAAAAGAUAUGUUGUGGUGUUGUGGGUGGAAGACUCGAUUUCCCCCGAAGUGCUUCCUUUGCUGCUGUUAAAAUUGUACUGUGGCUUGAAGAAGAAUUUUCAAUAGCCUUUAAACAAGGUUCUGGAAUGUUCGUUAAAACAGAUGAAGAUAGUUCAGACGGAGGUGUAGCAAAGACGUCAGAUCCAGACAAAUUUGUCCAAUUGGCUGUUAAAUCUAGUGACUCGCUUCUGGAACACCUACACAUGCUAGCCCAAGAAGCGUUAGAUCACGCCGACUUGCCCGUACUAACCGCCACACUGGGUGCAGCCGCGUUGUUGAAAAAUAGCCUCUAUUGCUACUUACAGCAUGUUGAAGACACCGGAAACUCUGAGAGACAAUCUAUCAUUCAAUCUUGCUACAAGCGAUACGUGACAAUGUCAGAAGCGGUUGCCGAGAGAGUCCUCGACUUGCACAACCGUGUACUCUCCCUGUACAUAAUGCAAGAUUCUGGCGGGCGCCCGAUAGACACGAUGGGAAAAUGUGUGGUUGAGACGGGCACGCCCUCUGUGCAGGGCUGGUGGCUGUACAUGAAUGGUAGCCGCAAGGAUCUGUGGGACACGGUGCCACCGCGUAUGGCCCAGAGAAUUUUUGCAGGAAUGUUGAACGAAACUUUAACUAUUCUCUCUGUGAGAUACUGUCAGAUGGCGGCCGUGGGACAAGGGUGGCGACCCCACAAACUUGAUUUUAGCCCUACACAUCAAAAAAAUAAAAUUGCGUCCUCUAAAAAACACAAGACUAACACAUCAGACUCGACAACGCCUCUCCUCAUCAACGAUAUACUGAAUAUCCUGCUCUGUGUGUCUAAACUGUUGCCAUUUAUAUGUGCGAGUGGGACGGAGCUAUGCGGCGCCGGUGACCAACGGGGACGGGCGCGUGACGUCAGAGACGUGCACGCAAAAUGCAACCAGCUGUUUAACUGUAUGGUGUACAGAGGGGCUGAACUACACUUCCUACAUCAGGCAUUCAAAGAAAAAGAUGAUCUGCAAAACUCGAAAGAUUGCCCGUAUCCUUGGUUCCGCUUUGUGAGUCCCAAUCUAUUCGAUACCUUUGAUGACGUCACUGCUAGGAGUACGACAGACUUUCCGAAUAAGACUGCUAUUGGUUUGGAGCUGAUCGUACUUCUAGCUCAGCCGCAACCUUCGUGGGCCUCGUUGGUGAAGGUAUUGAUGAUGAGAGACUGUCAAUUGAUGAAAAUGUUGUUGAUCGAGGCGCUUCGGAAGAUGUCUGCUGAUAACUCCCGAUGGCCGGCUGAUGGACUGUGGUACGGCGGAGGUGGAAGCAGUCACAAGUGUGAUGGGUUUCUGUGUACCGCUGAUGGGUUUUGUCAGUUCAAAGGGGACGAUAGUGUUGGUGAGGAGUACGCCCGAGCAGCCGGUGCGCUUACGUACGUAGUGUGCAGUGUCGGAAGCGCGGCUGAUGUUAGAUCUUCGCUGUGUUACGCACUCGAGAUAUCGGGCAGGGAUUGGGCAGCAUGCUUAGAUAAAAGACAGGUGUGGUGUGACAAACGGCCCGCAUGGUUAGCGGCACUGUUGUCUAUGGUUGGAACUGCACUACGAUUUAUUCCGCCCAUACUUGUCAAUGCUAUACAAACAGGGGCCUCUAUGUAUCAGACGAUGUCCCUCUGCUUGACAUGUAUAUCUCGGUCGCUGGAGUGCGUCCCCCGUUGCCUGGUAACGGUGACGUCAUCACUGCAGACUGCGCUGCCUUGCGGUGUGCGGGCGGUGGGUGGCUCCAUCUUUCUGCAGAUGUUGAUUACGAGGCUGUACGACGAGAUGAUUCGAUACGCUGCUAUUGAAUCGACUAAAGAAACUACAGUUUUGAAUGGUGCAGCGCAUGAUAUGAACGUACACCACAGACCCCGAAGCAAACAAGUCAGAAUAGUUUCAUUGAAUACAACAACGUCUAGUUCGGUAAGCUUCGACGGGAGCCACAGUACUUCGUCGUCAAUUGCGCUUGCGAUUGCCGAAGCCCUGUGUUCUAUCGACGAAGACGACAAGCAUACGACAGAGAUUGAACAACUUGUGGCUGAUACCAGGAAAACAUGUACUCUUACAAGUAACUUUGGCUUGGAAGAUUAUCCGGAGUUUGCUGAUUUCUUUGAAGAGGGUACUGUGCCGGCAUCGAACGCGGAAAGGACAAGCGACGCCGCGGCUCUCACUAGUCAAAUACUUAUGACGUCAACGGGAAGAGAUAGUCUCCGAGUUAUAUACGACCACGUACAGUUGCAUUCGGAGAGAAUAUACCAGGAACUGAGCAUCCAAGAGAGUUCUGAUGAUAACGUAUCGCUGAGUAGAGCGCCGCUGCUGUACACGAUGUUUCAUAUUGGGAAGCGACCAUUUGACCAGUAUUUCAGAGGUGAAUGGCCGAUGCCCUGGAGCAGAUUGGUCUCAGUUGCAAAACGAUGGUCCGGUAUAGAGGGCGCUAAGGUGCACAUUAACAUACGUACAGACAUACGCAAUAUAAGAAACACAGGCAGUAACAAGAGUAACAAACAAUUAAUGGAAUUGUACAAUAUGUGUAAAUCGCAGCCCGAAGGAUUACUGUAACAGAUGCAAUAAAAAUGAAUUAAAAAUAUGAAUUGUAGAAUGUGUAGGUACAUGUUACGAAAAUACUGCAAUCUGUAUUUGUACAGGGUGGCCGAGAAGUUGAAAAGGUUGAAAUUUGAAUUUGGCUAUUUUAUUGGCAUUUUUUUUUGAUACCUUGAACAUUUUUAUGAAUUUAGCUGGAGCUUGAACUUACGACUCAAUUCUAAACUAGUUCCGCAUUGUCUAAACUAUUCAUAGUUUCUUAUGUGGUUAUUGCAACUGUAAUUAAUAAUUAUCAACAAUAAAAUUAACUAAAAGUGUUCAAAAAAUUAGAAAAAGUCCUAAACCACAAUGAGGUGAAAAAAGCGGAUAAAAGGGGAAAAAAAUUAUCAUCUCCUAAACUACGCAAAAUCGUAGAACAUACAUAGGGGUGAUUCGGAUACUCAUCACCAUGAGGUUUCCAAAUUUUAGCUUUGGACGUCAACUUCUCGGCCACCCUGUAUAUUAACCAUUUAUAUUAAAAAUUUGGCUAAAAAAUAGAUGUUGGCCGAUUCUCAGACCUACCCGAUAUGCACUCAAAAUUUCAUACAAAUCGGUUCGGAGGAGUUUGGUAACAAAUACCGAGUCUCGAGAAAUUUAUAUAUUAGACUAGCUCAUUGUAUUGCCGUAUAAAUUAGUAAAAAAAAAUAGGCUAUAAAAAUAGGUAUUAGCUGAUUCUCAGACCAACCCGAUAUGCACUCAAAAUUUCAUACAAUUUGUUUCAGUCGGUUCGGAGAAGAAUUUUAUAUAUUAGAUGAUAUUUCGAAAUAUUUGCUGGAAUAAUCAGAAUUAUUUGUCACGUGCACUAUCAAAGCUUUAAUAAAAAUACUAUACCUAGAA
This is a messenger RNA of Leptidea sinapis, 3675 nucleotides long. RefSeq lists its product as uncharacterized. NCBI's taxonomy places the organism in Eukaryota, Metazoa, Arthropoda, Insecta, Lepidoptera, Pieridae. The record is from RefSeq and is a predicted model, not a curated record. Bases 136 to 2817 code for a protein of 893 amino acids. The transcript has 18 exons.